GGCUUGACCAUUGCUCUUGCAAAAGCUUACAGUAAUUAUAUAGUACAGUAACAGCUGCUUGAGUAAAGGAAAAAGCUUUGCAGCUUAGGACCCGCUUAGAUCUCGUGCAGCUUACUCCCAACCUUGCUCGUUUCCUGACAAUUUGGAGUGUGUUAGGGACCAUUAACUGAUCAUAAGCGACUAAGAGUAGCAGCAUACCAAGCAAUAGUCGUUUGCCGCAGCAGCAUUAUCAACGGCAGUGGGCAUUAAGCACUAGGCGCGCUUGGGCGCGAGGAUCUUGUCGCCAUGGCUUCUGAGGCGGAGAAACGUGAAGCCGCUAUUACAGAUUAUCGCAAGAAGCUCCUAAAGCAUAAGGAGAUCGACACAAAGGUCCGCUCGCUGCGCGAGGCGGUGAAGGAGCUCAAGAAGGAUUAUGACAAGACGGAGGAUGACCUAAAAGCACUACAAAGCGUCGGGCAGAUCAUCGGCGAGGUGCUGCGCCAGCUGGACGAAGAGCGAUUCAUCGUGAAGGCCAGCAGCGGCCCCCGCUACGUGGUGGGUGUGCGCACCAAGGUGGAGAAGGCCAAGCUGGUCAGCGGCACGCGCGUGUCGCUGGACAUGACCACCCUCACCAUCAUGAGGAUACUGCCGCGGGAGGUGGACCCCGUGGUGUUCAACAUGCUGCAGGAGGACCCCGGGCGGGUGGACUACUCCUCCAUCGGGGGGCUCAGCGAGCAGAUCCGCGAGCUGCGCGAGAGCGUGGAGCUGCCGCUGAUGAACCCCGAGCUCUUCCUGCGGGUGGGCAUCAAGCCGCCCAAGGGGGUGCUGCUGUACGGCCCGCCAGGCACGGGCAAGACGCUGCUCGCUCGCGCCAUCGCCUCCAACAUCGAUGCGAACUUCCUCAAGGUUGUGUCCUCCGCCAUUGUGGACAAGUACAUUGGUGAGAGCGCGCGCAUCAUCAGGGAGAUGUUCGGAUACGCGCGGGAGCACCAGCCCUGCGUCAUAUUCAUGGAUGAGGUUGACGCCAUCGGUGGUCGUCGCUUCAGCGAGGGCACCAGUGCGGACCGGGAGAUCCAGCGCACCCUCAUGGAGCUGCUGAGUCAGCUGGACGGCUUCGAUGUGGUGGGCAAGGUCAAGAUGAUCAUGGCCACCAACCGCCCCGACGUGCUGGACCCCGCGCUGCUGCGGCCGGGGCGGCUGGACCGCAAGAUUGAGAUCCCGCUGCCCAAUGAGAACGCACGGAUGGAGAUCCUGAAGAUCCACUCUUCCAAGCUGGCCAAGCACGGCGACAUCGACUACGAGGCGGUCAUCAAGCUGGCGGAGGGCUUCAACGGCGCCGACCUGCGCAACAUCUGCACGGAGGCGGGCAUGUUCGCCAUCCGGGACGAGCGGGACUACGUGGUGCAGGAGGACUUCAUGAAGGCUGUCCGCAAGAUGGCUGACGCCAAGAAGCUGGAGACCACCCUCAACUACGACUCCGCAUUCGGGGACGGAGGACACAAGUAGGGGACACGACAGGCAGCAGCAGCAGCGAUGCAGCAGCCGGUUUGGCAGUGGAGGAGAAGAGGAGUUGGCUUGGGAGGUAGUGUGUGUUGUAAGGGGAGGGGGUUGCAGCGUAGUGCAGGUGCAGGUGCAGGUGCAGGAGAGGAAGAGGAGGGUCUGGGGUGCGCAGAUAUGUAGUUGGCGAGCGCAGGGCAGCCAGUAAAUCCCUUGGGCGGGAGGAAGGGCGGAAAAGCAGGCCGGGUUGGCUCGCCCCAAUAGGGGCGUAGUCUUAGCAUUCGGUAAUAGUUGGUCGGACCGAAACGUUACGCCCUAUUGUACCGUGUCCAGUUCCUAUGUCUGUCGUGCUGUACCUUCCUGUAUGUGCCUGCACUGCAGUCGUGAAGAGCGAAUCUGCUCUAGGAAUCCCGGAGGAAAGGUGGAUGUAACGUCAA
Astrephomene gubernaculifera is the source of this 1913-nucleotide messenger RNA. NCBI's taxonomy places the organism in Eukaryota, Viridiplantae, Chlorophyta, Chlorophyceae, Chlamydomonadales, Astrephomenaceae. The record is from the annotation of a GenBank genome assembly.